This is a messenger RNA of Phyllopteryx taeniolatus (common seadragon), 1573 nucleotides long. Its product is annotated as PRA1 family protein 3-like. Gene Ontology annotation, biological process: negative regulation of transport. Gene Ontology annotation, cellular component: membrane. The record is from RefSeq and is a predicted model, not a curated record. Lineage: Eukaryota; Metazoa; Chordata; Actinopteri; Syngnathiformes; Syngnathidae. The transcript is spliced from 3 exons. Bases 80 to 655 code for a protein of 191 amino acids.
UGUCACACACAACCAGCAGCCCAGCAGUUUCUGGUUUCUGAAAUGCGUGUUGUGCGUUUCCCGACUUCACGUUGACGUCAUGACAGCCAAAAUGGAGCUUGCACCGCUCAGAACGUGGGAUGAUUUCUACCCCGGAACGGAGCGCUUCGGCAAACCAGAGUUCGGAGAUGUGGCAAGGUGGAACAACAGAGUGAUCAGCAAUUUAAUGUAUUACCAGACGAACUACUUCGCCGCGGCCGUGGUGGUCUUCCUCAUCGUUGGGUUCCUGAACCCACUUGGCAUGUUUCUGGGAGGAACAGUUGUGACUUUGGUAUUCAUGGGUUCCGUGUGGGCCGGGGAGAAUCAAGCCAUCAUCAAGAACUUCAAGAGGAAGAACCCGACAUUGUUCGUCAUCUGUGUCAUGGUCACCAGUUACUUCCUGCUGUCCCUGUGCGGUGGUGUCAUGGUUUUCAUCUUUGGCAUCACUUUCCCCCUGUUGUUAAUCCUCAUCCAUGCCUCCCUGAGACUGCGCAACAUGAAGAACAGACUGGAGAACAAGAUGGAAGGUGUUGGAAUGAAGAAGACUCCUAUGGGCAUCAUCAUGGAUCUCUUGGAUCAGCAGGAGGAGAGAGUGAACAAAAUUCAGGAUUUUAUCGAAAGCAAAUUAAAGCAGUAAGGUUGUAGGAAAGGGAUGUCCGCUCCAUCAUCACGCAUGCAAAGAGUAGAAUCACAUUUGUACUUGUGGCCCUCCGGUCUGCCCUUUUGGUUUUUUAGUACAGAUAGAUGAACACACUCCUUAACAUGUGUACAGCUUUCAAUAGUCACAGUUGAAAGACAAAUGGCAGCAGCAAAGGUUUCAGUAUUCCCAAGUCAAAAGUUUUACAAAUACACAUCCCCUUGCUAAUAUUGCACUUCUUAGGGUGGCAAACUGGGUAUUUUUUAUCCUAGAUUUAAUUGUGCUACCUUGUUAAAAUCAUUGCUAGUUUCUAUUUCUUACCCAUCAGUACAAAACCCAGAUUGAUUUAUUCCAUCUUGUCACUUAAGGAUCCAACACAAAUGUGCGUCUGGUGUACAUGUGUUCUCACUCGUAAUCCUGAUUAUAAAUAGAACAAUUUUUCAGAGAGUGUGACCAUGUGCUGAAAGCAUAGAUGAGCCUGAGUGUAUCUCCUCUGAUCGCUGCUAUGCAAUUGAAAAGGAACGGCUCUUUCAGCUUUAUUCUACUAUGUAUAUGUUUGCUGUUUGCGUGUGUUAUUUCUAAUAUGUCACGAAUACAGUGGUUGUAGGAUGCAUACAAUUAUUCAUUUAACUGAAAUAUCUUUAUCAGCACUGGAUUGGCAACUCAUGAUGCAUAUUUAAUAAAGCAAAUGCUAUCUGUAAUGUUCCUUUUAUACUGCUGACAUGUUGGCAAAUCUUCCCUGAAGCUUUUCUUAUGUGCACCUCGACUGCACAGUUUGUGCAUGAAGGCCAUUCAGAGAGGUGGAGUGGAUGGAUGCAAUGUUAUGUUGUCCUCAAUCAUACAUGUCACAUUUUUCCAUUCAGCAACCGUGAUGGUGUGAUCACAGAGCCAAAUAUUAAACAUGGCUGUAUAAACCAA